This is a messenger RNA of Trichomonas vaginalis G3, 1431 nucleotides long. Its product is annotated as WD repeat-containing protein family. Gene Ontology annotation, molecular function: protein binding. NCBI's taxonomy places the organism in Eukaryota, Parabasalia, Trichomonadida, Trichomonadidae. The record is from RefSeq and is a predicted model, not a curated record. Gene Ontology annotation, cellular component: nucleolus. Bases 1 to 1431 code for a protein of 476 amino acids. Gene Ontology annotation, biological process: ribosomal large subunit assembly. The transcript has a single exon.
AUGACUAUGCGCCGGGAUAUUGUCAUACCAAUAAAACCAGCACAACCAGCGUCAAUGCAAGAAGUCUUGGAGAGAGUUCAUACAUUACAAGAAAGCAUAUGCCAACUUCGAGAUGAAAACAGAAAAUUAGAUCGAAUAAGGGAUCAAUAUUUAAUUCAUUUGAAGCAAUGCAUGAAAGAUCAAGAAAUAUUGAAAAACAUUCUUAAAACUCUUCGACAGCAAUUAGAUCAGCCGAAUUUCGAUCCAACGGAAAUUGAAAAACAAAGUGCUCAAAGAUACACUCCGCCGCAGCCAAAAAGCCAAACAGCCACGGCAUCUCAAUCAAAAAGAUAUGCACAAAGUGUGCCUGCCGCUCCCCAACAGAUGCCUGCACAAAUUCCCCCUCAGAUGCCUCCGACUCCCACACAAGCAAAGCCAGAAACACCUACUCCUCAGCCAGCUGAACAGCCUCCACAAGAUGCUCCACCACCAAGUAUCACGAAACAUCAAAGUUACUUAGGUGAAAACGACUUGAAAUUUAAAUACUCUCUCCAUACUGAUAAAAGCUCGAAUGUUCCAACACUUGGCGCAUGUUUCUCUCCAAAUGGAAAGUACAUCGGACUUACAAAUGGCCUUUCAAUUAUCGUUGUUUUGGCAGAAAAUGGAGAAGCAAUUUCCUCCGCAAUUCUUAAUACACCAGUUCAAACAGUUGUUCUGCAUAAGAAAGCAAUCAGAUUUUCACCGGAUAGCAAUACAAUCGCCUUCAGUGGCCACUUGAAUGAUGCAUAUCUCGUUCAAGCACAAAACUGCCAAGUUUUGAACUGCUUUCAAGGACACUCGCAGGAAGUAUCAGCCAUUGAAUUUUCUCCUAACGGAAAAUGGCUUAUAACUGGCGGCUAUGAUGGAACAAUCAUUAUUUGGAAUACAAAAACAUACGAAGUGAUCAAAAAACUCACACCACAACCAUCACCAAUAGUUUCGAUCGUUACAAACGAAGAUGCCGAUCUUUAUGCGAUUGGUUUCUUAAAUGGCUUCGUCGGAAUGUAUAAUGCAGAUUUCGACCCACCAAUGAACAGUUUCCAAGCACACGAAUCACCAAUUACAGAAAUUGAUCUAUCUCCGCUUACUCAACUUUUAGCAACUUCAUCAGAAGAUUCUACAGUCAAAAUAUGGAAUAUUAUGCGUGGCCCAGCAUCCUGCAAGCACACAUUAUCGUUCCAUAAGACUCCUAUUACAAAUAUUACGUUUAGUGCUAACGAUACGAUUAUUAUUUCCGCUUCUAGAGAUUCUUCAGUCAUUAUUCAGAAUUACAAGACAGAAACUAUUCUGUACACAAUUCAGAAUGCUCAUAGAGGAAAUAUUCUUGAAAUCGCUCAUAGCCCUAAGCAGAGGAUGUUUUUAAUGAGCGGUGAUGAUCAAUCACUUAGUGUUUGGGAAUAUGCUUCAAUAUAA